Miscanthus lutarioriparius is the source of this 792-nucleotide messenger RNA. The record is from the annotation of a GenBank genome assembly. Lineage: Eukaryota; Viridiplantae; Streptophyta; Magnoliopsida; Poales; Poaceae.
AUGGCGCCGGCGGCCUUGUUGUUGACGCGAACUGCGGCGGCGACGGUGGCCGUGGCGUGCGUGCUGGCGCUUGGCGCCAUGGCGCAGCUGUCGCCGACGUUCUACGACGCGAGCUGCCCCAACCUGCAGGCCAUCGUGCGCUCCGGGAUGGCCGCCGCCGUGCAGCAGGAGCCGCGGAUGGGGGCCUCCAUCCUCCGCCUCUUCUUCCACGACUGCUUCGUCCAGCUGGGCGGCCCGAGCUGGGCCGUGCCGCUGGGCCGGCGGGACGCGCCGUUCCCGAACAGCACGGGCGCGGGGACGGACCUCCCGGGCCCGGACUCCGACCUGGACGGCCUGGUGGCGGGCUUCGCCGCCAAGGGCCUGACCUCCCGCGACCUCGCGGCGCUGUCGGGCGCGCACACGGUGGGGAUGGCGCGGUGCGCGAACUUCCGGACCCGCGUCUACUGCGACGACAACGUCAGCCCGGCGUUCGCGGCGCAGCAGCGGCAGGUCUGCCCGGUCCCGGCCGCCUCGGGGGCCGGCGACGACGCGCUCGCGCCGCUCGACUCGCUCACCCCGGACGAGUUCGACAACGGGUACUACCGGAGCCUGAUGACCGGCGCCGGCCUGCUGCACUCGGACCAGGAGCUCUUCAACAACGGGGCACUCGACUCGCUGGUAAGGCUCUACGGCACCAACGCCGCCGCCUUCUCGUCUGACUUCGCCGCGUCCAUGGUCAGGCUCGGGAACAUCAGCCCGCUCACGGGUUCCGCGGGGGAGAUCAGGCUCAACUGCAGGACAGUGAAUUCGUGA